AUGGGAUUGAAAGUCAUAAAGGAAAAGAAAGGAAAUGCUGUUGAUGCAGCCAUUGUAGUUGCUUUAUGUUUGGGUGUCACUAGACCAUUUGCUAGUGGAAUAGGUGGAGGUGGAUUUAUUACUAUUUUCAUGAAUGAAACAAAGACUGUGGAUUUUAUUAAUUCAAGAGAAACUGCUCCUAGUGCUGCCAGUCAGGAUAUGUAUGAAAAUAAUUAUGAUGAAAGCGUAUUUGGUGGAAAGUCCAUUGCUGUUUAUGGAGAAAUUAGAGGAUUACAUACAGCUCACAAACUCUAUGGUAAAUUACCUUGGAAGGAGUUAUUCACUGAUGUUAUCAAUAUUGCCAGAAAUGGUUGGAUUGUUGAGCCGUUGUUGGCUAGAACUGAUUUGGCAAAUACUUUGGAGAAAAUUGCUUCAGAUGGUCCAAACAUUCUCUAUGAAGGUCCAAUUGCUCAAAAGAUUGUAGAAGAAAUACAACAACAAGGUGGCAUUAUUACAUUGGAUGAUUUGAAGAACUAUCAACCUGAAAGACCUUUCUAUGAUGAAAAUCCAAUUAUUUCUCAAAAAGACAUGACAUUGGAAUUGAAUGAUUUUAAGGUGAUUUUACCUCCACCACCAUCUGCUGGACCUGUUAUCAAGUUUAUUUUGAGUAUUUUGAAUAAUUUCAAGAUUGGUGAUAAUUCACCAAUGGGUCUUAACUAUCACUAUAUUUUGGAAGCUUUGAAAUUUGGAUUUGGACAUAGAUCCAAUCUAGGAGAUGUUAAUUUCUUACCUAAGGAAAAUGUUACAAAAUAUAUCAUUAAUCAAUUACUAAGUGAUAGUUAUGCCUCUAGUAUUGCAUCUGAGAGGGUUUCUCCAUCAAGAACAUUCCCAUGGUCACAUUAUUAUUCAGAUAAUUAUGCACCUGUUAAGGAUAAGGGUACAUCCCAUUUCUCUGUUAUUGAUGAAGAUGGAAACUCUGUUGCCAUGACCACUACAGUCAACCAUAACUUUGGAAGUAAGGUUGCUAGUGCAUCAACAGGUAUUGUCUUUAAUAACCAAAUGAAUGAUUUCACAGUAGAUCUUCACAAACCAAAUCAAUUCGGAUUACCACCAUCUGCAGCUAAUGUUAUUGCUCCAGGCAAACGACCAUUGAGCUCAAUGUCACCUGCUAUUUUCCUUGAUAAGAGUGGAAAUAGGGUCAAGUAUAUUAUUGGAGCUUCAGGAGGACCAACAAUUAUCAGUGCAAUUAUUGAAGUUUUUUAUUCAAUUGAAAAGUUUAAAGUCCAACCAAAUCUCGCAGUUGCACUUCCAAGACUUCAUGCUCAACCUGGUUCAGAUGUAGUCAAAAUGGAAGAGGGUUUCAAUAGACAAGUUAUCACUGCUCUACAAGAAAAGGGACAUACCUUUGAACCUGUUCAAAUUCUUCCAGAUGGCCAUACUAUAGGAUGCUGUCAAGUCAUUCAAGUUAGCAGCACUGAAAAUGACCAAAAUCUUUUCCUUCCUGGAACAGAUCCAAGAAAAUUAGGUAGUCCCGCUUGCUUUUAAUAAAUACCUUUUAAGGUG
This is a messenger RNA of Naegleria gruberi, 1542 nucleotides long. Its product is annotated as Gamma-glutamyltranspeptidase. The record is from RefSeq and is a predicted model, not a curated record. Gene Ontology annotation, cellular component: plasma membrane. Gene Ontology annotation, molecular function: glutathione gamma-glutamate hydrolase. Gene Ontology annotation, biological process: glutathione catabolic process. The coding region runs from base 1 to 1524 and encodes 507 amino acids. Lineage: Eukaryota; Heterolobosea; Eutetramitea; Acrasida; Naegleriidae. The transcript is spliced from 2 exons.